Pecten maximus is the source of this 7377-nucleotide messenger RNA. RefSeq names its product centrosomal protein of 131 kDa-like. Gene Ontology annotation, biological process: regulation of centrosome duplication; intraciliary transport involved in cilium assembly; cilium assembly. Lineage: Eukaryota; Metazoa; Mollusca; Bivalvia; Pectinida; Pectinidae. The transcript is spliced from 20 exons. The record is from RefSeq and is a predicted model, not a curated record. The coding region runs from base 127 to 3597 and encodes 1156 amino acids. Gene Ontology annotation, cellular component: centriolar satellite.
UACGCAUGUGUUGUUUACAACAAGUAGACCUAUUUCCGACAAACUUGACAAGAUUCCUUUGGAUGACUGACAUAAUGUGUAGUUGUGUGUUAUAUAUGUCUUUUCAAUAGAAUUUGAAAGAUAAAAAUGUCUGCACGGAGCAGUAGUAGAAGUAAGGCUCGUGGAGAAGAUGUGAAUCUUAGCCUCACUGGCUCACAAAUAUCCUCCAUCAGAAAGUCCUCAUCUAGCAGGCAGUCCAAUCUUCCUGGUGAUAAAAAGGGACCAAACAAGGAGACAUCACGGAGUAGUACACAUCCGAAGAAAAAUUCUGGAGAUGCACCCAACUUGAGUGACAGAAGUCAAAAGAGUGCUGUGUCUGCAGUGAGUAGAGCCAGCAGCAAGAAGGGCAAGUCACCAGGGGAGGAUUUCUUGGCUCUGUUUGAGACAUCCAUGCAGCCCAAGAUAAAAUCAGCAUCAAAGCAAAAGCAGCCUUCACCAAAUGCAGUCAAAGUUCUCUGGCAAGAAGCACCUCAUAAGGGUGAGCUAGAUAGCCAGAGAAGUACCAACUCCACCCAGAGGGUCAACAAUGGUGGCAGUGGUCUCUUGUCACCUACCAUGCAACAGAACUUCUUUCAGCCGAGUAGUAUUCACAGUAGCUCAGACUCAGAUGAUGGCGGUAUACUGUCAUCAAGUCUGAAUAAAAUACAGUCACUUCAGCGUAAGUCUCAUGCAGCAAAAUCUGAUAGUUUUAAGAACAAAAAGCCUAAGGAGAAAACAAGACCAUCUCGUGUGAAUACCACUGAUUCUGCUGUCAAUCAUAUGAAUGGAGUAAAUGGUAUAGCAAACAAUAUGGUUACAUCUGUGAAAUCACCAAGGACAAAAGCUUCUUUGUCAAGUAUAGAGAAUUCCUAUCAGAACAUAAAGCACAAAACACCAGUGAAUCAGGUUAAGGAAGGCUUAGCCAAUCAUAGAUUUGUAAGUUCAACAGAGGAGUAUGUACAAACAUUGACAUCUGCAGCAAUCAAAAUACAAAGGUGGUACCGCAAAAUUUGUGUAAGGAGGAAAAGGAAUGAGGCUGUGCAAAUGGCGGGAGAAGCAGCGAUCAAAAGACUUUUAGGGAAGAAGAAAAAAGACAUUGAAGAACACAAAUUAGAUCUGGACUUUCUGGAUGAAGAAGAUAGGAAAAUUGAGGAAAGAAGGAAGAUUAGGGAUGACAAAGCAAAACAGGCACGGCAGCAGGCAAUUCAGGAAUUACAAAAGAAGAGGGAAGAAAAGAGAGAUGAAGUGAAACAGAAAGCAGAGGCAGAAAUAUCAUAUUUACAAGCAAGUGGCAAAAUUACAAAGACACCUGCAAAGGCCAAUAUUGGAAGAAAGAAAUCUCCUACAAAAAGUUUUGGUAAUACACUGAAAGACAAUAAUGUAGAUCGAGAUGCACAGGCAAAUGGAAAGUCUGCAAGGUCUGCAAUAUCAGAUGUGAAAACUAUGUCAGCACGCUCUCAAGAAGGGAGUGAAGAAUUUAUUGAGUCUGCAAGUAGUGUUAACCAGAUGGACAGCAGCCGUAACAGUGAUACCCACACCUUGACUGAGCGGAGUCAGGGGUAUAAAGGGCCUGAUAGCGAGGUCACUAACAAGUCCACACUCAAUGACCUGUUAGAGACGCUGAAGAAGCUUGAGGAAGAGGAACAUUUGGUCACACCUAAGCCAGAGAAGAAGAAUGCCUGGUUGGAUGACUUGGAGAAAGUAGCCCAGUCCAGUGAGAAGGAUGUUGCCUAUUUGACUGCUGAUAAACUCCAGGAGUUGAACAGACCGAGAGACGGAGGUGCUGCCAGUGGUUACCUCAGUGAUGACAAGCUCAAAAGUAUCAUGUCCUUCCUUGAUGAAGUACAGGUCGCUGACAGAAUCAGUGCUGUAGAACAGGAGAUAAGUAAGGCAUCAGAGGACUUUGACCGACCAGUACCACUUGUACCCUCUGUAGACGAGCUUGCUGAACUUGAACACGCUCAGGAAGCUGCUAACGAAGUAACUUCCACAGUGUUGUCACAGCGACUAGAACUUGAUGAGAAAAAAAGAACAGUUAGCAUGCUACAGAAAGCUCUAAACCAGCAGCGUGAAUUAACAGUCAGACAUGCAAAGGAAACAGACAAAGAAAUGAAAAAAAGGCUUGAAAUACAAAAGGAUGAAUAUGAAGAGGCUAUAAAACGACAUCUCUCAUUCAUUGAUCAGCUGAUUGAUGACAAAAAAAGCUUGAGUGAGAGGUGUGAACAACUAGUAAAGGAGUUGAAGACUGUGGAUCGGAAAUACCAGGAUAAGUUUAGGAGCAUGGAUGACAAGCAUUCAAUUGAGAUGAAGAAAUUAAAAGACAUGCAUGAAGCUGCUGAAAAGCUUAGAAGGGAGAGAUGGAUUGAAGAUAAGACUAAAAAAAUAAAGGAGAUGACAGUGAAGGGACUGGAGCCAGAGAUACAGAGGCUGAUAGCCAAACACAAAAAUGAGUUCAAGAAGAUGAAACAGAUCCAUGAGGCAGAGUUGCUUGAAUCUGACGAGCGUGCUGCCCAAAGAUAUGUAAAGAUGACCGAGGAACUCCGAGACCAGCUGGCACAAGAGAAGGAAGCAGCAUGUGCACGAGAGAGGGAACUGGCCAAACAAAGAUAUGAGAAAGAGCUACAAAAUGAAGAGGAAGCAUACCAGCAGCAGCGUCGGCGGCUAUACACCGAGGUUCAGGAAGAGAAGGACCGGGUUGCCCAGCAGGCUUCGCGCCAGAGGACUGAUCUUGAUAAGCUACAGCGACAGCUUGAGGAUAGCCACCGACAUGCACUCAAUGCCAUGAAGUCUGAGUUUGAAAAGGCCAGAGAGGAACAAGAACGGAGACAUAAUGAGGAAACAACAGAUAUAAAAGAGAAGGUUAAGAUCGAAAAGGAGCAGUGGGAGGAGAACUAUCGUAAAAAACAGGAUACCUGGAUCAUGCAGAAGGAGCGUGAACUUAGGGAUCAAGUGAAGCGAGACCGGGACAAGGAGAUUGAGUUGGUUAUCUCUAGACUCGAGGAUGAUGCCACUUCAUCACGUGAAGAUUGUGAACGAACUGCAGAAAACAAGAUCAAGAGAAUACGAGAAAAAUAUCAAACAGAGAUGAAGGAUUUGGAACGAUCUGAAAUGCAAGCUUUAGAAAAAUACAAUGAAAUGAAGGCAAAACUAACUGAAGUUGAAGGAGAAAAUGAAUGCCUUAAAGUGUAUUUAAAACAAAAAGAUCAAGAAAUUGCCCAACUACAGCAACUGACAGAUAAAAUGCACAAGGAGAGAGAUCGUGUCUCGGACAUUAUAAGACAGGAAUUUGCUGAUCGACUUGUAACCACUGAUGAGGAAAACCGUAGAAUUAAAAAUGAAAUGUCUGAAAUGAAAGCAAGGCAUCGUAUUGAGCUGGACAGAGCCAAAGAUCAAAUAGAAGAGGUCAAGAAACGCAAGGAUGAUGAAAUGGAAGAAGUACAUAAAAGGGUGAAGCAGGCUAUUGUGAAGAAGGAAGAGGUGUUGAACCAGGUGCGACAGCAGUACCAGGCUUCACAAAAAAGGGCAGACCAUCUGGAGGGGCUACUACAGCAACAGCGCAAACAGCUCCUCAACAAAUGACAUGUCCAACAUCUAGCUGCAAGGAACAUUUUGUUGUGUAGACAAAUUGUGUAGAUUUAGUACAGUAGCUGUACAUUAUCUAAUGUUAGAGUGACUCUCCUAUUAGUUAGAGCAAAAGCAUCUCUGCUUAGUUGGAAUAAGGUACUAUAACACAGACAGAAAACAAUGCGCUGAUGUGUCACACAGACAACAAACAUUUGGCUGAGGUGUCAUAUAGACAACAAACAUUUGGCUGAGGUGUCAUAUAGACAACAAACAUUUGGCUGAGGUGUCAUAUAGACAACAAACAUUUGGCUGAGGUGUCAUAUAGACAACAAACAUUUGGCUGAUGUGUCACACAGACAACAAACAUUUGGCUGAGGUGUCACAUAGACAACAAACAUUUGGCUGAGGUAACACAGACAACAAACAUUUGGCUGAGGUGUCACACAGACAACAAACAUUUGGCUGAGGUGUCACAUAGACAACAAACAUUUGGCUGAGGUGUCACACAGACAACAAACAUUUGGCUGAGGUGUCACACAGACAACAAACAUUUGGCUGAGGUAACACACAGACAACAAACAUUUGGCUGAGGUGUCACACAGACAACAAACAUUUGGCUGAGGUAACACACAGACAACAAACAUUUGGCUGAGGUGUCACACAGACAACAAACAUUUGGCUGAGGUGUCACACAGACAACAAACAUUUGGCUGAGGUGUCACACAGACAACAAACAUUUGGCUGAGGUGUCACAGACAACAAACAUUUGGCUGAGGUGUCACAGACAACACACAUUUGGCUGAGGUGUCACGUAGACAACACACAUUUGGCUGAGGUGUCACAUAGACAACAAACAUUUGGCUGAGGUGUCACACAGACAACAAACAUUUGGCUGAGGUGUCACAUAGACAACAAACAUUUGGCUGAGGUGUCACACAGACAACAAACAUUUGGCUGAGGUGUCACACAGACAACAAACAUUUGGCUGAGGUGUCAUAUAGACAACAAACAUUUGGCUGAGGUGUCACACAGACAACAAACAUUUGGCUGAGGUGUCACACAGACAACAAACAUUUGGCUGAGGUGUCACAUAGACAUUUGUAAUCACUUGCAGGUCCAUUCUACCUAUAAGAAACACCGAGUGAAAUGUUGGGACAGCAGAUAUCAGUGUAAAGCUAAUACUGAGUUGAGGUGUUUCAUUGACUACUGAAUGUAUGCAACCUCUGUUAUAAGUAGCAGUAUAUAAAAGACAGUAGAAUGCCAAUUAACUUGAACCCAGGUUACCUUAACCUUCAACUAUGAUAAUCUUGCUCACAAAUAAUACAUAGCUUACUUUAUUGCUCUGUGACUGUAUGUGACAGCUAAUUCAAAUUAUGGAUUUAUCUUGUUGGGAUCACAUCAGUGCAUUUCUACUGUAAACACUGGAGAAAUGUGAUAGAAACAUGAUUGACUAGGGUAUGAUGUAUAUGAUAAAAUGUAUUAACUUUUAAUCAUGAAGCAUACAUUUUGUUGUUACAAGUCAAUAGAAGGUAUAUUGUAUGACUAACUGUAUGUCGGGUAUAUCACCCAUGAAGCAAGUUUCAAAAAUUUGUAAUUAUAUUCCCACAUUUGAAAUUUGAUUUUUAUCUUCUUCAGUUUAUACUCACUUUCCCAAUGAAUUAUUGGUCUGUUGGUGUGUGCUUAAGGUUUACAUUUUAUUUUUCAUUUUUUUUCAUCUUUAAUUACAAAUAAAUUGAAAAUGUAUCUCAAAUACAGUAUAGAGAUUUGAAUUAAUCAUGAGGGAUGAGGGAUGUACAGUGUAGUCCUGCAUAAUCUUAAUCUACUGCUUCAAAUAUUUCUGUUUUGAAUAUCUUGACAGUAAUAGUCUGGUGAAGGAGUUCUUUGAUUCUCGUCUGGACAUUGGUUUGAACAGUUACGAUAUCUGGAUGACUAGAUAGUGUAUGUCAAACACUUUAUCUUAUGGUGAAGGUCACUUUUUUUCUUCUGACAUAAUUAGGAACAAUUUCAAAAAAGUGUAAAUGCUUUAGUGUGUCAGCACUUAUGAGUUUCAAAGAAAUCAAUGUGUUUAGACCAUUGUUUCUUCAGAAGUAAAUAAGGUCGAUUAAAUUUUCAUUGAAAUCACUUUGGAAACCCUUGUGUUUCUUCAAAAAUCUAUAGAUUUGCACAAGUUUGAGUUUAGAAUGAAUUAAAUGUGUUGGGGGUCAGCAAGUCUCUACAGAAAUGAGUUUGUUACAACCACUUUAUACAUAUAUAUAUAUAUAUAUAUACAUAUAUAAUAAUAAAAAAACUCGACGACUGGCUUUCAAGCUAAUAAUAAAAAAACUUGACGACUGGCUUUCAAGCUAAUAAUAAAAAAACUUGACGACUGGCUUUCAAGUCGAGUUUUUUUUAUUAUUAUAUCUUUAUUCUUACUUUCACAUGGAAACAAACUAUUUUUUCACUAUAUAUACAUAUAUAUAGUUUUUAUGGAUGAAAUUAAUAAAUUAUGUUUGGAUAAUAAGUUUUUGGCCUUGACAUAAAUUUGUACAAAAGGCAAUGUGGGGUCCUACAUAAACCAACAUGUCCAGACCCAAGGGGUUUCACAACUGAAACAUAUUACCUGGUGUUGUAAAUCUUUGUCAAGAUAUGGAAGAUUAUAUAUUUGCUUUAGAAGCAUUAGAAUAUUGUAAGACAUCUCAUAUGUAGUUGUUAUUAUCAACUAGUUAACCUUUCCUUUGUUAUUAUAUUAAAUGGUUAUUUUUUUAACAUUUAUAGAAAAGUAUGGAGUAUCAUGCAGAUAGGGAUUCCCUUCGGUGUUGGUGGAAAUUAAACCAAAGAAUGAGAACAUUUUUCAUCCAUAGAAUUAGUCUGUUGUAGCUUUGCUCUAUAUUCAGGAACUUUACAGAAGUUGUUAAAUAUUUGUGUGUUGAUAUUGUAAAAUGAUAAAAUCAUGUUCUAUAAACAGUUAAUAAUCAGAUUCCCUGUGGUUGUGAUCUAUACUUGGCUGUUUACCCUGUCACUAGUUAUGAUUUCCCCUGGUCAUUAUUAGGAGAACCCACUUACUUAAGCAUUGAUAUUCUAUUUAUAUGUAGUGCUACAUGUUGACUUAAAUAUUAAGUAGUGAUCCUGUUAGAAUAUGUUGUAAGCUGUGUUGUGAGUCAUGUGUAAAAGGAGAUAGGCUCUAUAUGUAUGUUGUGUGACUGGACAUGUGAGUCAGUUGUAAGCUGUGUUGUGAGUCAUGUGUAAAAGGUGUAUGUUGUGUGGCUGGACAUGUGAGAAAAAAGUUGUCUCAUUCUUGUUUGAUUACCAUAAUACUGUUUUAGUUUAAACAUGUUUGUAUCGUCAUAUCUGGAAAAUAAGGAUUGUUAUAUCUGGGCAAUGAAAGGAUUGACACAGUUUAACUUAACUUCCAUUCUCCAUAAAUAUACAUAAUUUUGAAUUAUAGUACACAAUGGACAGCAGUGAAUAUAUUAUUAUAUAAGAGAAAGAAGAGGCAGGGAAAGGUAGGAUAUUUAUUUAUAUUGGUUACAAUGAUCUGUUGAUGAUACGUCCAAUCCUGUGAGCAUUCAUGUCGCUGUUUUAUAUGUAAGCUAUAAUCUCCCAUUAGCAGAAGUCUGUGAUAUUAAUGUCCAUGUAAUCAUGAGCAUAUGCUAUAGAUGUUACAUAUUUAUCUAUUUUAAAUGUUCAAUGUCAUUGUUAUUUCUUGAAUUAUUAUGUAUUCUUAGCUCCUAUGGUACAAAGUGUCUGAGCUUAUGCAAAAUGUUGUAUUGAUUUGUCUUGUUACUUGUCUUUAAAAUAAAUCCUAUAUAACCAUAA